This is a messenger RNA of Armigeres subalbatus, 1283 nucleotides long. RefSeq names its product C-signal (gene sni). The transcript has 4 exons. Gene Ontology annotation, cellular component: cytoplasm. The record is from RefSeq and is a predicted model, not a curated record. NCBI's taxonomy places the organism in Eukaryota, Metazoa, Arthropoda, Insecta, Diptera, Culicidae. Gene Ontology annotation, molecular function: carbonyl reductase (NADPH) activity. Bases 311 to 1054 code for a protein of 247 amino acids.
UCAUUUCUUGGCAACGAAUUACAUAUUGUCUCAGUGCAUACUUUAAUACUAAGCUGAUUAGAUUGCAGGAAUAUCUAGUUUCCCAGUGAAUUUUUCGAUUCCAGUUGACGAAAUCUUUUCUCAGAAUAAACCAUUUGAGUGGUUUGAACUUUAUUACGUCAUCAAGUUAGCCUACCUUCCCCUUCGCGCUUUCUGUAGAUUAUUGGCUUUACUACCGAACUGUCACCACAACUCGCGGUUGCCUAGUGCCUAGUGCCCACACAGAACGACGAACAUUGGUGUCGAACUUCCAGAAAGCAGCCUUUUGAAUAUGAAUUCGAUUUUAAUUACCGGCUGCAACCGAGGCCUCGGCCUUGGACUCAUCAAAAGCUUUCUGAGCCUAUCGUCUCCUCCGCGCCACAUUAUCGCAACUUGCCGCAAUAUUCAACAAGCUGAGGAGCUCAAUUCACUCGGGAAGCAGCACAGUAACUUGCACAUUCUCCAAAUAGAUUUGAAGGAUGUCGACAAGUACGACCAGUUUGUGCUGGAAGUGGAAGCUAUCGUUCAAGAUAACGGGCUGAACGUGUUGUUUAACAAUGCCGGCGUAUCUCCGAAAUCGACCCGUCUCAAUUUCACCAAAAGCGAAGAUUUGAUCGAUACGUUCGUGACGAAUACCGUCGCGCCGAUAAUGCUCACAAAGGCGUUUGUCCCUCUACUAAAGAAAGCUGCCGAAGUUAACGCUUCGUUACCGAUGGGUCCGCAGAAAGCCUGUAUCGUUAACAUGAGUUCGAUUUUGGGAUCAAUCGCUGCGAACACGGACGGCGGACUCUAUGCGUAUAGGACAUCGAAGGCGGCGCUAAAUGCAGCGACAAAAUCGAUUAGCCUGGACUUGAAGCCGAAUCAGGUCAUGGCCGUCGCUUUACAUCCCGGAUGGGUCCGUACCGAUAUGGGCGGCUCGAAGGCUCCGCUAUCGGUGGAUCAAAGCUGUGAUGAGAUGGUGCAGACGGUAAUGCAGUUGAAUGAGAAACACAACGGAGGAUUUUUACAGUUUGAUGGCAAAGAGUUGCCGUGGUGAGAUGUUUGUGUUCAGUCAGUGGUGAUGUCUCCGUUUAUUAGUUAGAUAGUGUUUCAUAAGAUGCAUUGGGUUGGCGUAGCUAUCUUUUGAGAGUUACUUGUUAAGUAUUAUAUAUGUUAGUUAUGCUUUCAAGAAAGAAAUCCAUGAUUAUGUAAUAGAAUAGAAUUAUCGGGUUGAUCUAUAAAAAUAAAUAUUAGAAAACGUAUAGAAUAAUGCAUAGUUUAGCAAA